Caretta caretta (loggerhead turtle) is the source of this 2176-nucleotide messenger RNA. RefSeq names its product protein phosphatase 2 regulatory subunit Bgamma (gene PPP2R2C). The record is from RefSeq and is a predicted model, not a curated record. NCBI's taxonomy places the organism in Eukaryota, Metazoa, Chordata, Testudines, Cheloniidae. Gene Ontology annotation, cellular component: protein phosphatase type 2A complex. Gene Ontology annotation, molecular function: protein binding; protein phosphatase regulator activity.
CAGUAGCAGCAACAGCAAUCACAGAGCUUCACCGGGUAGCCUUUGCUGCAGUACGCUGAUUACCACUUUCUUAGCAUCCGGCAAGAUUCCACAGCAGCAAGCACUUGGAGCAGACUCUGCAUGGGAGCUUGUUUAAGGAGUACGUGACUAAAGAAUUGGGUUAUUCUUUCGCUGCAGGAGAAGUGCCUGUAGUUUCUCCACACAGACCCCCUCCUGGGUUUUUUGCAUUCUUAAUUUAUUGGAGCUUUUGUCCCCCUUUCUAUUAUUAAUUAUUAUUAUUAUUUUUUAUUACUUAUUUAUUUAUUCAUCCCCCAAAUCUGUGCUGCAUCACUAGCUCUCAUUAUGCUGUGCUCAGUAGCCCAGUCUGUUCUCCGCCUCUGCUAGGCAGUGGCAGCAUGGAUGGUGCUCUUGUGACGACCUCUGCUGAUUCUAUCAGUCCACUGCGGAUAGGCAUGCUGAGUAAUCCUGCUGUAAAUGGGCGAGGACACGGACACACGAAAAAUUAACCACAGCUUUCUUCGAGACCACAACUAUGUGACUGAAGAUACUACUUGCUGGCUGCAGAGUGUGUGGAUUCAUCUUCCUUCUGGAGCCUGAAACAGGUCACCACUAGAAAACCUUACAGUCAACCUGGCCCUGCAGAGAACAUGGAAGGGGAGAGCAUCUACGAGGUUGAUUCUGAAGAUGGGGUUGGAGCUGAUAUUAUUUCUACAGUUGAGUUCAAUCACACUGGAGAACUACUGGCUACUGGGGACAAGGGAGGUCGGGUUGUUAUAUUCCAAAGGGAACCUGAGAGUAAAAAUGAGCCUUACAAUCAGGGGGAGUACAAUGUUUACAGCACGUUCCAGAGCCAUGAGCCUGAAUUUGAUUAUUUGAAGAGUUUGGAGAUAGAGGAAAAAAUUAACAAAAUCAAGUGGCUACCACAGCAGAAUGCAGCUCACUCCCUUCUGUCAACCAAUGAUAAAACUAUCAAAUUAUGGAAAGUUACUGAACGAGAUAAGAGACCAGAGGGAUACAACUUAAAAGAUGAAGAAGGGAAACUUAAAGAUCUGUCUACCGUAACAUCACUACAGGUGCCUGUAUUGAAACCUAUGGAUUUGAUGGUAGAAGUCACCCCCAGAAGAAUCUUUGCUAAUGGUCACACCUAUCAUGUCAACUCAAUUUCUGUCAACAGCGACUGUGAGACAUACAUGUCAGCUGAUGAUCUCAGGAUUAAUCUCUGGCACCUAGCAAUCACAGACCGGAGUUUCAACAUUGUAGAUAUAAAGCCAGCCAACAUGGAGGAUCUGACAGAAGUGAUUACUGCAUCCGAGUUUCAUCCCCACCAUUGCAAUCUCUUUGUCUACAGCAGCAGCAAAGGAUCCUUGAGACUCUGUGACAUGAGGGCAUCAGCCCUCUGUGACAAACAUUCCAAACUUUUUGAAGAACCGGAAGACCCCAGUAACAGAUCGUUUUUUUCAGAAAUUAUCUCUUCAGUGUCAGAUGUUAAAUUCAGUCACAGUGGCCGAUAUAUGCUAACAAGGGAUUACCUCACUGUCAAAGUCUGGGAUCUGAACAUGGAAACAAAGCCUAUAGAAACAUAUCAGGUCCAUGAUUACCUUAGGAGCAAGCUGUGUUCCCUUUAUGAAAAUGACUGCAUCUUUGACAAGUUUGAAUGUGCAUGGAAUGGAUCAGACAGUGUUAUUAUGACAGGGGCAUAUAACAACUUCUUUCGAAUGUUUGAUCGAAACACCAAGCGGGAUGUUACCUUGGAGGCAUCCCGGGAGAGCAGUAAGCCACGAGCCAUUCUAAAACCUCGCCGAGUCUGCGUAGGGGGCAAGCGAAGGAAGGAUGACAUCAGUGUCGACAGUUUGGACUUUACUAAGAAGAUCUUGCACACAGCCUGGCACCCAACUGAGAACAUAAUUGCUAUAGCAGCGACAAACAAUCUGUACAUAUUUCAGGAUAAAGUGAACUCAGAAAUGCACUAGACCUAUCCAUAUCUUUCUGUAUUUAUAAACCAGCCUUUUGAGAGUUGUAGAAGGACAUGAUCUUCACAAAAGCAUGGUCAUUGUGGUGGAAUUUGUAGAUUCCCUCCCUUCACCCCUCAGUCUGUAUCAUGGUUGGUGGCAACCAACUGUUUUAAAUCACUGCAACUGUAUAAUUGUCUCAGUAAAAAGGCACUACUGUGAAGUCA